AUGGGGCCGAAGAAGGGGAAGAAGGGGAAGGAGAAGAAGGGGAAGAAGGCCAAGGAAGGCGAAGGCAAGGAGGCCGACGGGUCCAAGGAGAACGAGGCCGAGCGCCAAGCGCUCAUCAAGGACGCCAAGCGGCUCGCGGAGAAGGCCAAGAAGGAGGAAGAGGCGUUCAACGAGUUCCAGCAGCAGCGCGAGAAGAUCAACUACUUCUGGAUCGUCGAGAAGAAGAACCUCGAGGACAAGAAGGCCGAGCUGCGCAACAAGGAGCGGGAGCGCCAGGACCUCGAAGAGAAGCAUCAAGUCGAGAUCAAGGUCUACAAGCAACGCGUCAAGCAUCUCUUGUACGAGCACCAGAACGAGAUCACGACGCUCAAGACAGAGUCCGAGACGUCGCUCAAGCUCGGCCAAGACGACCAUCGCACGACCGAGCGCGAGCUCAAGACCGACAAGCGGUCGCUCAAGCUCGACCUCAAGGAGAUGGAAUUGUCCCAUGAAGACUACCUCAAGACGCUCAAGCAGGAGCAAGACAAGCGCAUCACGAUCCUGCGGCAAGAGUUUGAGCGCCACGCCAAGGAGCUGCAGCAAAAGUUUGAGCGCAAGCGCAAGCUCUUCCGCGACGAGCUCGAGUCGACGCGACGGCCAUAUUGCGCAGCUCAUGACGUCGCACGAGAAGGCGUUUGGCGAGAUCAAAACUACUACAACGACAUUACGCACAACAACCUCGACUUGAUCAAGUCGCUCAAGGAAGAGGUCGCCGAGAUGAAGAAGAAGGAAGCGACGGACGAGAAGCUCAUGUUUGAGAUCUCCCAAGAGAACAAGCGCAUGUCGGAGCCACUCAAGAAGGCGCUGCUGGACGUGGAGCGACUGCGGCAAAACAUCAAGAGCUACGACAACGACAAGAUUGCGCUCAAGCAAGCCAAGGCAGAGCUCCUCGUGCUCGAGGACGACCUCGCGACCAUCUCGUGGGAGCACGAAGUCCUCACGCAGCGCUACGCCCAAGUCAAGAAGGAGUACGAUGCGCUCCACGCGCAGUUUCAAGCGAGCAUCUACGACGUGCAACAGAAGAACGGCCUCAAGAACCUUUUGCUCGAGAAGAAGCUCGAGUCCAUGGGCGACGUCCUCGAGCAGAAGGACGCGCAGCUCAACGAAGUGCUCGCGCAUGCGCAGCUUGACCCGAGCGUCGCCGGCCAAGUCAAGCGCCGGCUCGAAGACAUCAUGGAGGCCAAGAACCAAGAGGUGCGCGACCUCGAGAAGGAGCUCGGGAUUGUCUUACGGCUCCUCCACGACUUUACGCAAGCCGCCCGCGCCAAGCUCGCCGAGUACGGCACGCCCCUCGACGAGCUUGGCUUCGACCCGAACGACCACGCACAGUUGGCCAAGGCGGCGACGACGACACAUUUGCCGCCGAUCAAGCGCGAGAAGCCGAGCAAUGAGCGACCACGGAUGCUGGCCCAUGUCAACGUCGGAAAGUGA
This is a messenger RNA of Saprolegnia parasitica CBS 223.65, 1470 nucleotides long. RefSeq lists its product as hypothetical. NCBI's taxonomy places the organism in Eukaryota, Oomycota, Saprolegniomycetes, Saprolegniales, Saprolegniaceae. Gene Ontology annotation, molecular function: microtubule binding; small GTPase binding. Bases 1 to 1470 code for a protein of 489 amino acids. The record is from RefSeq and is a predicted model, not a curated record. The transcript is spliced from 6 exons. Gene Ontology annotation, cellular component: microtubule; Golgi apparatus; motile cilium. Gene Ontology annotation, biological process: cell motility.